This is a messenger RNA of Amphibalanus amphitrite, 2099 nucleotides long. RefSeq names its product beta-1,3-glucan-binding protein-like. The transcript is spliced from 8 exons. Gene Ontology annotation, biological process: carbohydrate metabolic process. Lineage: Eukaryota; Metazoa; Arthropoda; Thecostraca; Balanomorpha; Balanidae. The coding region runs from base 546 to 1661 and encodes 371 amino acids. Gene Ontology annotation, molecular function: hydrolase activity, hydrolyzing O-glycosyl compounds. The record is from RefSeq and is a predicted model, not a curated record.
GAAGAAUGAAAUUUUGUAUCAUCGUUCUGGCAAAUAACGCUUUAGGACCUGAACACCGUUGAUCAUAUUACCUGAUAAGCGAGCACACUGGUGCGAGUAACAAGGGGUUUAAUUUCCACAUUGAGAAAACUUCACAUGACUAGCUAAAGGGCCAACCACAUCACCGUAAAUGCAUGCCGAGCAGCGGGGUGCCGCAACUUUCGGGGUAGGUAUAUGCAAAGCUGUUCAAUAAUCAACCUCCCGUAUCAGCUAUGGCCUAUGCAUCAUUUCGCCACAUUUCCAUCCAGGUAGUGACGUCACAGCCAACAUCCCCAUGCACUGAUUCAGCCGAACUGCAAGUCAAAAGCGACUAUGCGCGUGACUGGUAGGUUGGCAGAUCUUACGAGGCGACGCAGCUGGGAUUUCCCACGCGCGGCGGAGUCUCACGUCGUCCCGCCGACGUCCGCUGGUAUAUAACCGGAGGGGGCGUCUGCCAACAUUCGACAGUCGUGGUCCGAUAGAGGAGGGUUUUGCUCCGUCUCAACAGGACACCUCAGCCCUGCGCGAUGUUGCCCCUGCUGCUGGCGUCGCUGGCGGCCGCCGUGGCCGCCGGGCCGGUCUCCGACCAGCUCAGUGUCACCACCUACAACGAGGGCAAGACGGCCCUCUCCGGAGAGGUCAUCUUCGAGGACAACUUUGACGAGCUCGACAUGGUCACCUGGCAGCACGAGCUCACACUCUGGGGCGGCGGCAACUGGGAGUUUGAGGGCUACAACAACAACCGCACCAACAGCUUCAUCCGCGACGGCGUGCUCUUCAUCAAGCCGACGCUGACUGCCGAGCGGUUCGGCGAGGAGUUCCUCUACUCGGGCACCCUGGACAUGAAUGGCGGCGCGCCCUAUGACCAGUGCACGUGCGCCCUGAGCUACGGCUGCAGCCGCACCGGCAGCGCGGACAACAUCAUCAACCCGAUCAUGUCGGCUGCGGUGCGCACGCCACUGUCCUUCAGCUUCACCUACGGCACGGUCGAGGUCCGCGCCAAGAUGCCGGCUGGAGACUGGAUCUGGCCCGCCAUCUGGAUGAUGCCCGUCCGCGAGGCCUACGGCAACUGGCCUACCUCCGGUGAGAUCGACAUCGUCGAGAGCCGCGGCAACAAGGACCUCAGCUGCGGCGACGGACCCCAGAUCGGCACCCAGCAGGUUGCCUCCACGAUGCACUGGGGCGCCGACUUUCCGUCCAACCAGUGGCCGCUCACCCACUACGAGCUCAACGACGAGGCCGGCUUCGACACCGACUUCCACAUCUACAAGGUCGUCUGGACGCCCGACGGUCUGACUUUCUCCGUCGAUGACAACGAGAUCGGCACGGCCGCCCCGCCCGAGGGAGGCUUCUGGGAGAUGGGAGGUUUCGACCAGGACACCUGGAGGAACAACCCCUGGGCCGGACGCUCCAAGAUGGCACCGUUCGACCAGCCGUUCUACAUCAAGUUCAACGUCGCCGUCGGAGGCACGGGCGGCUUCAUUCCCGAUGGAUGCACCAAUGGCAACGGCGCCAAGCCGUGGUCCAACACGUCGCCCCACGCGCCCAAGGAGUUCUGGGAGGGCCGCGACCAGUGGCUGCCCACCUGGAACGGCGACGACACCGCCAUGCAGAUCGACUAUGUCCGCGUUACCGCUCUGUGAGCGCAGCACAGUAGCACCCCAGUGACAUCAUCAAGGGAACUACCAUCGUUCGUUGUGAUGUAACAGGUUAGGAGCCAUGCGAUAAUAACACACAGAGAAACCCAAUGGAGAACGAUGUUUGGCGCCGACGUUCAGCGAUGCGUUCAAGUACGUAUAGAUCGGUUUUGUUAGCGCUGAAGAUUUGAUAAGGGUUCAAAGAUCCCGUUUGUGGGUGAGUGAUACCACAGGAUAUUCUUGUCUGAUCCGACAGCUCUUGUAUUUUUUUUUUGCGGUCAGUAUCAGUGGCAUCACUUUACGUCGUGCUCUCGCAGCAGGGUAAGGAUGGAGGAAGAAACCCGUGAGAAUACGACUAAGCUGCGUUAGUUACGAGCUUAAAUAAUUAUUUAUUUAUUUUUGUACAAAUGUGCAAGCCAAAUAAAUGGAUCGGUUUUGUUCGUG